Messenger RNA from Pteropus alecto (black flying fox), 1187 nucleotides. It is a transcript of the gene GTF3A, whose product is annotated as general transcription factor IIIA. The transcript has 10 exons. Lineage: Eukaryota; Metazoa; Chordata; Mammalia; Chiroptera; Pteropodidae. The record is from RefSeq and is a predicted model, not a curated record. Gene Ontology annotation, cellular component: nucleus. Bases 1 to 966 code for a protein of 321 amino acids.
AUGGCGUGGGGGCAGGAUCAGAGAGGGCGCCUGCGGCUGCAGGACACACCUGGAAAUCAGCACACGGGGGAGAGACCUUUUGUUUGUGACUAUGAGGGGUGUGGCAAAGCCUUCGUCCGGGACUACCACCUGAGCCGCCACGCCCUGAUUCACACGGGAGAAAAGCCUUUCGUCUGUGCGGCUAGCGGCUGUGAUCAGAAGUUCAACACAAAAUCCAACUUGAAGAAACAUUUUGAACGCAAACAUGAAAAUCAACAAAAACAAUAUGCAUGCAGUUUCGAAGGUUGUACGAAGACCUUUAAGAAGCAUCAGCAGCUGAAAACACACCAGUGCCAGCACACCAACGAGCCGCUGUUCAGGUGCGCCCACGAAGGCUGUGGAAGACACUUCGCCUCGCCCAGCGGGCUCAAGCGGCACGGGAAGGUCCACGACGGCUACAUAUGUCAAAAGGGGUGCUCCUUCGUGGCCAAAACAUGGACAGAGCUGCUGAAGCACAUGAGAGACGACCAUAAAGAGGAAAUCAUAUGCGAAGUGUGCCAGAAAACAUUCAAACGCAAAGAUUAUCUGAAGCAACAUAUGAAAAUCCAUGCCCCGGAAAGGGACAUGUGUCGUUGUCCCCGAGAGGGCUGUGGAAGGACAUACACGACCGUGUUCAACCUGCAGCGCCACAUCCUCGCUUUUCACGAGGAGUGGCGCCCGUUCGUGUGCGAGCACACUGGCUGCGGCAAAACAUUUGCAACGAGACAAAGUCUCAUGAGGCACGCCGUCGUGCACGACCCUGACAGGAAGAAAAUGACAGUCAAAGUGAAAGGUCGUGAAAAACGGAGUUUGGCCUCUCAUCUCAGCGGCUACAUCCCUCCUAAGCGGGGGCAAGAAGCAGCCUUAUCUGUGCCUAAAACGGGUGAGCCGCCACCCUGCGCCGACGACGGGGUGCUGUCCACCGUGGCGGUGUUCACCCUCAGCUAGGGGCCCGCCUUCUCCAGGGCUGAGCCGGCCCGCUCGGUGACCGCAGACCUCAGAGGUACGGCCCGCGCCACACAGUGAAUACAGCGAGCCGGCACCUUUUUGCUGCUGGGGAUUUUGCCCUCGUUUGUAAAAAACCCUACAAAUCAGAAUGCGGUGAAACGAGGCGUGCCUGUAUGUAGUCUCAGAAACACAUUUUUUUAAUUAAAAUCAUUGGUGCAGGA